Penicillium coprophilum is the source of this 1734-nucleotide messenger RNA. RefSeq names its product CAIB/BAIF family enzyme. The transcript has 4 exons. The record is from RefSeq and is a predicted model, not a curated record. Gene Ontology annotation, molecular function: catalytic activity. NCBI's taxonomy places the organism in Eukaryota, Fungi, Ascomycota, Eurotiomycetes, Eurotiales, Aspergillaceae. The annotation marks the transcript as partial.
CACCUAGAAAGAAGCAACAUAACAGUCAGCAUGUACUCUCCGGUUCUUGAGACUAGUCGCAUCUUCUCUGAGCUAUGUGAGCAGUCGGAGCGCUUCGAUUUGCCACCCGAGGUCCUCGCGAACAAAGACCGCGUGUCCUUCUCUACAAGUCAUAAUGAAAUCUAUUUCCCCAUUCCUUUUAAGGAGACCGAGACUCUCGCUGCCCUUAAGGGAAUUGAGGGUUCCGUAGCCGCUGCAAUUGCGGACCUGCGUUUUGGUGCUGGAGAACCUCGUGGCAUUCAAAUCAAUCUUGAAGCUGCGACUGCCUUCGGGUGUCAAGCUUACAUGGCAAAGGUGGAUGGUCUGUCGAAAUUGGACCCGGGUGUGAAAUCGAAGUUAAAGAAUACGGAUUUGCUGGCUGCCCAAUCCAACGGCUACCGACGCAUGUCGGCGAAUCUUUACAAGACUAAGAUUCCCGAUGAAUACUUCCAUAUUCAUGGAUCGCUGGAGGCUACGACAACCCUGAACAUGAUUGGGCUGGAGGGCCAUCGGCCAGACCUGACUGACUAUGAAGAAAUCAUCAAGGUUAUUGAGAGCAAAGUACAGCAAUACACGGCUGCCGAGCUUGAAGAGAUGAACAAGGAGAGACGUCAGGCUGGUGUGACUGCUUACAAACAUGAAGACUUUAUCCAGACUCCCCAUGGAAAACUUAACAUCCAAGAGCCUGCAUGGAAGAUCAGCAAAUUGCCUGGUGACCUUCCUCCGACUCCUUUCCCAGCUCGACGCAACGGUAGCAAGAGAAUCCUCGAGGGCGUCAAGGUACUGGAGAUGUGCCGUAUCAUCGCCGGGCCGACUGUUACUCGUAUCUUAGCUGAGUAUGGUGCCGAUGUUUUGAAGAUCACCAGUCCCAGCCUUUCCGAUGUUCCUUUCUUCCAAGUCGAUGGUAACAUGGGCAAGCUUGCAGCAGAUCUGGAUUUGAAGAGCGAGGCUGGACGCAAGGAGUUUGAGAAGCUCCUGGAUGACGUGGAUGUCAUCGUAGACGGCUACCGUCCCGGAGCCCUAGAUAAGCUUGGCUACGGAGCAGAGGCCAUGGCCGCAUUGGCCAAGAAGCGCGGCAAAGGUAUUGUUUAUGUGAAUGAAAACUGCUUCGGAUACGAAGGCGAAUGGGCUGGCCGCGCUGGAUGGCAGCAGAUUGCAGACUGCGUCACUGGAAUUGCAUGGGCCCAAGGACAGUUCAUGGGUCUCUCGACACCGGUUGUACCACCCUUCCCGAUCUCCGACUAUGGCACUGGCUGCAUGGGUGCUAUCGCUGCGUUGACUGGUCUCUACCACCGUGCGAAGACCGGUGGCUCGUACCACGGCAAAACCUCGCUGAUGCACUACGACCUUCUGCUCUUUGCAAUGGGCCAAUACCCAGCUGAUGUGCAAGAGGAGCUUCGUAAGGUGCAGCCGCCUGAGUUCUUUAAGCUGCGUCACUGCGACAGCGUUGACCGCAUCUCGUCGACUGUGCUGAAGGGCAUGCAGGAGAGAUUCCCGCACUUGUACAAGCCUGCUGGUUCUGAGUCAGAAGGCCGAAAGCCAUUGACAGAACUGUGGUCAUCCCGCGCAUAUGGUGCGGAUAUCGAGAUUGUGAAGCCAGUUGCGGCUAUUGGUGGAGUGGAUAAUCAGUUUGUGCGAUCUAGUCGUCCGAAUGGAUUUGAUCGAGCAUCGUGGGAGGAGUUCAAAGUCGAGGAGACGGAUGUGAAGAAAUUUUAA